ACAUCUGUUGUCACGAAAUACUAUCCACAGUUCGGCCUACUUAAAUCUAAUAUGAACAAUAAUGAGAGGUGCGAAGCACUGACUGAAAAUGUGAUUGUUUCAGGUGGUUUCCAGAAUUUUCGUCUGCAAUUCCCACAACAGUGUGAAAGUGAGCAUUCUACUAGUGGUAUCUGUGGGAUGAGCUGCCGACUAUCGGCAAGCAUCUCACAACCGUGUCUUUCGUCGGUUAGCAGUCACUCGGCCAACGAUGGCCCUACACAGAUCUUUCCGUUCAUGUAUCUUGGUAGUCAAAAUGACGCAGCAAACACCGAACAGAUGAAGAAGCGUGGCAUCACACACGUUGUGAAUUUGUCUAUCGGUUGUCCGCGUGCGUCAUCCAUCACAAGUGAUGAGAAUUUCCUACGAAUUCCUGUGAAUGAUUCCUACCAAGAGAAGCUCUCACCGUAUUUUGAGCGAGCGUGGGAGUUCUUGGAACGUGUACGGAAGUCCGGAAAUGUAGUUCUUAUUCACUGUCUAGCAGGAAUUUCAAGAAGUCCAACGUUGGCAAUUUCAUACGUAAUGAGAUAUCUGAAUAUGUCAUCUGAAGAUGCUUAUAAACUAGUGAAGGAGAAGCGCCCGUCGAUCUCGCCGAACUUUAACUUCAUGGGACAGUUGCUUGAGUAUGAGCAGUUGCUGAUCAGGAAUGGCCUUUUGUCGGUGGAGGCGUCAUCGAAACGAAUCGAUCAUCCGCUAUCUUUGAAGCAAGGAUUUGAUGCAGAGGAUACCGAUACUGUUGUUUGUCCUGCUUCUAAAGUACCAAAGUCUGCAUCUACACACUGUGUCUUCUUUGAAAAAUCUCGAGAAAUUGGUUCCACAUCGGUGCGAGUGAAUGAGAACGGAAAACGCGGUCUUAGCGACUCCCUGGACCGUCCGAAAGUGCUUGGCCUGUACAAAGAUUCCAAGCGCCUGUCCGCGGAAGAGUUGCCGUCACCUUCAACAGAAUUGUCGAAAUUGACAUUUGUUGGUCUGCCAUCGCCUUCAUCUUCUGCGUCAGGCGGAGAACUUCAAAACUUGUCUCUUUCGAAUCCGUGCUUUUUGUCUCCCACUAGAGAGACACUGCAGCCAGAAAGACGUACGGAAGAGUGCGAGACCAGUCGCCGUAGUUUCUUCAAGCACCGCAUAGUGUCGUUAUUUAAGCAGUCUCAUCAAUCGAUGUCGUGUUCUUUACGUUCACCAACGUCAUCUCAACAAAAGACCUCUCGGCCAGAUGAUCUGCAAUCUUCUGGAAUUCCUUUUUUUAAUGUUAGAAAACCUGUGAAAACGAGCAGUCCAACAAUACUGAUGACCACUGCUGAAGAGGCUGAGUCACCUGAAUCAGGCUAUCAGGUUAGGUUCGAGAUACAUCUCUGUAUGUCCUAG
Angiostrongylus costaricensis is the source of this 1398-nucleotide messenger RNA. NCBI's taxonomy places the organism in Eukaryota, Metazoa, Nematoda, Chromadorea, Rhabditida, Metastrongylidae. The record is from the annotation of a GenBank genome assembly.